AUGGAGCCCUUCCUCAGGAAGCGGCUGACCUUCCUGUCCUUCUUCUGGGACAAGGUCUGGCCUGUGGGUGAGCCGGACGGCAGCAUCCCUGGGCCUCCGGAUCCCGCUGCCGAUGCAGGGCCAGAGCCCCCUGCCGCUGUGGAGCCCUGUGGCCCCCCGGCGCCGGGCGCACGGCUCUAUCGCGUGCUGCACGACUUCACGGCACGGAGCGCGGAGGAGCUGAGCGUCAGCUGCGGGGAGAGGCUCUACGCCCUCAGGGAGGAGGGGCCCUACAUCUUUGCCCGCAGGCUCUCGGGCGGGCACAGUGCCGGGCUCGUGCCCAUCACCUGCAUCGCCAAGGCCACCCCAGAGACGCUCACAGACCAACUCUGGUUCUUCGGCGACACCAGCCGGACGCAGGCCCAGCAGAUGCUCCUCUCCCCCGACAACGCGCCCGGGGCCUUCCUGGUCCGGCCCAGCGAGAGCAGCCUGGGGGGCUACUCGCUGUCAGUCCGGGCCCAGGCCAAAGUCUGCCACUACCGCAUCUCCACGGCAGCCGACGGCAGCCUCUACCUGCAGAAGGGCCGGCUCUUCCCCAGCCUGGAGGCGCUGCUUGCCUACUACAAGGCCAACUGGAAGCUGAUCCAGCAUCCACUGCUGCAGCCCUGCGUGCUCCAGAAGCCCCCGGAGCAGGACGAGUGGGAGAGGCCACGCUCGGAGUUCGCCCUCCGGAGGAAGCUGGGCAAAGGCUACUUCGGGGAGGUGUGGGAAGGCCUGUGGCAGGGCUCCAUGCCCGUGGCCGUCAAGGUCAUCAGAUCAGCCGACGUGAAGCUGGCCGACCUCGCCAAGGAGAUCGAGACGCUGAAGAGCCUGAGGCACGAGCGGCUCAUCCGGCUGCACGCGGUGUGCUCCGCCGGGGAGCCCGUGUACAUCGUCACCGAGCUCAUGCGCAAGGGGAACCUGCAGGCCUUCCUGGGCAGCCCUGAGGGCCAGGCCCUGAGCCCGCCCCUGCUGUUGAGCUUCGCCCGCCAGGUGGCCGAGGGCAUGAGCUACCUGGAGCAGCAGCGCAUUGUGCACCGGGACCUGGCCGCCAGGAACGUGCUCGUGGACGAUGGCCUUGCCUGCAAGGUGGCCGACUUCGGCCUGGCCCGGCUGCUCAAAGACGACGUCUACUCCCCGAGCAGCGGCUCCAAGAUCCCCAUCAAGUGGACGGCGCCCGAGGCGGCCACUUACCGCGUCUUCUCCCAGAAGUCGGACGUCUGGUCCUUCGGUGUCCUGCUGUACGAGGUCUUUACCUACGGCCAGUGUCCCUACGAGGGAAUGACCAACCACGAGACGCUGCAGCAGAUCAUGCGAGGAUACCGCCUGCCGCGUCCGGCCGCCUGCCCGGCCGAGGUCUACGUGCUCAUGCUGGAGUGCUGGAGGGGCAGCCCGGAGGAGCGGCCUGCCUUCGCGGCGCUGCAGGAGAAGCUGCAUGCCCUCCACCGGCGCCUCCCCCUUGCCCCGACAUGA
Molecule: messenger RNA, 1491 nt
Organism: Propithecus coquereli (Coquerel's sifaka)
Lineage: Eukaryota; Metazoa; Chordata; Mammalia; Primates; Indriidae
Product: tyrosine-protein kinase Srms-like
Exons: 8
Coding region: 1-1491 (496 amino acids)
Biological process (GO): protein phosphorylation; cell surface receptor protein tyrosine kinase signaling pathway; innate immune response
Cellular component (GO): extrinsic component of cytoplasmic side of plasma membrane
Molecular function (GO): signaling receptor binding; ATP binding; non-membrane spanning protein tyrosine kinase activity
Source: RefSeq, a predicted model, not a curated record